AAAUUAUCACAUUUGUCUAGGAUAGUUGGUGGAAAUAACAUCCCCCAUGUGUGAGCGAAAGGAAAAAAGGGAUAUUGUUUCCAUAAAGAUAGGAAACAUGGCUGAGGACGGAAUGUGGAACACAAUGUCUUAAGAAAUCAGGCGUACUGACAGGUGUAUUUACGGUUAGAUCGCACACAAAAUGCAAAAUACAGACAAAAUUGACGAAAGGUGUCUUCAAAUAUGAAGUAAUAAAAUGACAACCACCAAUUCAGAAUACUGUAGUGUAACACACGCAAUACAGCUGGAAUGGAUAUUUAACCUAUUAGAACUUGAUAUGAAUCGAUUGUAGUAUGAAUGAACAUGGCCUCUCAGAAGAUAUCCGCAGCGGCCAGGUUGUAUUUUUAACAUUAAUUAUUUGUAUACUGUGGAUACUUUGUAUACUAGGAAACGUUUUAGUGUGCUUAGUAAUUUAUCGAAGUCGAAGGGUCCAGUCAACUACAAAUUAUUUCAUAGUCGGAUUGGCUUGUACGGAUCUACUUUUUGCGAUUACAGCUCUUCCUUGGAUAACAGGAAGUAUUUUGGUGGGAAAAUGGCCAUUCGGAGAUUUUAUGUGCCGGAUCACUCGCUUCCUACAGCAUUUCACACUAGGUGUCACAGCUUUUGUUCUGACCUCUAUUUGUGUAGACAGGUUUUAUACCAUAAUUUACCCACUGACAUUCAAAGUAACACGUGGUACGUCAAAACGAAUGAUUGGAGUUGCCUGUUUUGUUUCAAUGGUCUUUUCAAGUUUUUCUCUGUAUUUUUAUGAGGAAGUUGUCAUUACUAAAAACAAUGUGAGCUACCAUUUUUGUCCAACAUAUAUAUCACCAGAGACGGCGCGGUGGGCUGGAGUAGGUUACAUCAUCUCUAUACUUAUCAUACAGUAUACAUCGCCUGUUGUUAUGAUGAUUGUGCUUUACGCCAAGGUGUUCCACUUUAUAUGGAGACAUUCAGGUGUGUGUCUUCAAUUUCAAAGAACAAUGAAUUCCGUUCCAAGAACAAAAGUUAAAAUGGUGAAAAUGUUAAUGAUCACUGCACUUUCAAACGUUGUGUUGAUUUCACCUAUGUAUUUCCUUCAGCUAAUCGUUGGUUUCUUGACAUCAACUCCAAUUGACAAUUUCUGGUACUACGCAUGUGUGAUACUUGUUUUUAGUUCCAGUGUCAUCAAGCCGGCAAUUUACAUGUGUUAUAAUUCCAACUUUCGUCGUGGAUGUAGAGAAGUAUUUUGCAUGUCUACCAUGCAGUGUUAUAGACGUGAACAAUACACGAUUACAAAUAUUUCUUCACUAGGCAGAAGAAAUCACAUUGGUGUAAUGAACUGUACAUCACAACUCAACUCGCCAUCACAUACGUUCGACAGGAAUGUAAGAGACGAGAAAAAUAGUUGGCCGUUAAACGGAACAGUGCCUUCAACGUCUAUAUAAUUUGACUGUUUCUUCGUCCACACAGUUCUAUUGAGAUAUAUUAGUGUUUUUCAUCUCGUAGCAGCUGGAUAUUAUUAUUUAUUGAAGGAUUUGUUAUUUUUAGUACUAUUAAUUGAAGCCGUUUCUUGUCAUAGCCUCUGACAUUAGUAACACAUAUGUGUUUUAAUUUGC
This is a messenger RNA of Mytilus trossulus (common blue mussel), 1616 nucleotides long. RefSeq names its product probable G-protein coupled receptor 19. The transcript has 3 exons. Gene Ontology annotation, cellular component: plasma membrane. Gene Ontology annotation, molecular function: neuropeptide receptor activity; peptide binding. The coding region runs from base 333 to 1445 and encodes 370 amino acids. Gene Ontology annotation, biological process: cellular response to hormone stimulus; G protein-coupled receptor signaling pathway. The record is from RefSeq and is a predicted model, not a curated record. Lineage: Eukaryota; Metazoa; Mollusca; Bivalvia; Mytilida; Mytilidae.